This is a messenger RNA of Pneumocystis jirovecii RU7, 1989 nucleotides long. RefSeq names its product DNA replication initiation factor CDC45. Gene Ontology annotation, molecular function: DNA replication origin binding; chromatin binding; single-stranded DNA binding. Gene Ontology annotation, cellular component: DNA replication preinitiation complex. The record is from RefSeq and is a predicted model, not a curated record. Bases 1 to 1989 code for a protein of 662 amino acids. The transcript is spliced from 7 exons. Lineage: Eukaryota; Fungi; Ascomycota; Pneumocystomycetes; Pneumocystales; Pneumocystaceae. Gene Ontology annotation, biological process: mitotic DNA replication preinitiation complex assembly; DNA replication initiation; double-strand break repair via break-induced replication.
AUGUUUAUAAGAAGAUCGAAUUACGCUGACGCAUAUUCGCGAAUUAAAGUAGCUUCGUUGUCUGGAUCAUGUACAGUUUUAAUUUUUGUUGCUCUUGAUGUUGAUGCGCUUUGUGCAUGUAAAAUGCUGUCAACAUUGAUGAAACAAGAUUUUAUUUCUCAUAAAAUUCAACCAAUAUCAGGCUAUCAAGAUCUAAUGGAUAUAAAUCAAACAGUAGUUUUAAACAAUGAAAAUUUGAAGUUUCUUAUAUUAUUGAAUUGUGGUGCUUUGAUCGAUUUAUAUCAGUAUCUUACUCCUCAAGAUCAUAUUAGUGUAUAUGUUAUUGAUUCUCAUCGUCCCUGGAACUUAGAUAAUGCAUUUUCGAAUAGUAAUAUUUUUGUUUUUGACGAUGGUGAUAUUGAAGAAAAGCUAUACGAAGAACGCAAGGCAUAUGAUGCAUUAGUUGAGAUGGGUGACUUAGAAUUAGAAAAAGGUAGUGAUGAUAGUUCUUUAGUUGAUGAAAAAGAAAAUUUUUCUGAAAAUGAAAAUCUUGAAGAAGAGUUAAGCAAAAAAAAACAUAAGUCGUCUACAGAUGAUGAGCAUAAAGCUUCUGAGUCACUUGAAGAAGAAAAAGAUCAGGAAAAGCUUCUAGAUUCUACUUUACUUUCUUCACCUCAUUCUACAGAAUAUGAUUCACGAAAAGCAACACAGAAAAAAUAUUAUAAAUAUCAAAAAAUUAUUUCAGAUUAUUAUGAUUCUGGUACAUGGUUUGGAGAAUGUAUAUCUAGCCAAAUGUAUUCUCUCGCUUCUGAUAUAGGGAAAGAAGAUAAUGAAUUACUUUGGUUUGCUGUUAUAGGACUAACAAAUCAAGAAAUGCAUAGGAGGAUGAGCUAUAGUAAAUAUCUACAGUUAUAUUCGUUAUUUAAGGAUGAAGUUAAUCGCAUGAAUCCUUUGUCUACUUCUGAUACUGAAAAUGUAAAAAGAACAAAUGGAAAAACAGCAGAUGACUCUUCAAUUAGAGCAAAAGAAGAAUUUCGUUUUAUGUUAUUUCGACAUUGGAGUUUAUAUGAUUCUAUGUUUUAUUCAUUUUAUUUAGGGACUAAAUUAAAAGUUUGGUCCGAAUAUGGUAAAAAAAGAUUACACAAGUUGUUUGCUAAAAUGGGUAUUUCUUUGAACCAAUGUCAUCAAGUAUAUACACAUAUGGACAUGGAUUUAAAAAAGAGUCUUCGAGAAAAAUUAGAUAAAUUUGCACCCUUGUAUGGAUUAAAUAAUUUGGUAUUUCCAAGUUUUGUUCGAACAUUUGGCUUUAAAUGUACAUUAAGCGCUAGUGAUGCAAGUUAUGGGCUUAGUGCACUUCUAGAAACAGGGAAAUAUAAAGAUGGAAAAUACGAACUUGAUAAAGAAAAUAAGUCAUUGGAAAAAAAAAGUACUAAUGAUAAACAAGAGAACUUAAUGCGAGAUUUUUGGUUAAAUUACUUCUAUGAUGCCUUUGAUGCAUUGGAUGAUAUUGAUGCUUUGUGUUCAUCACUAAAAGUGGCCAUGGAACUACAAAAAGCAAUUGUGCGUACUGGUACAUCAUUGAUAGAUAAACAUGCAAUUAGACAUUUAAAAGCCUUUCGAAUUGCUGUUUUAAAAGAAGGGCCUGAUCUUGAUAUUUUUACACAUCCAUUUGCUCUCUCGAAAUUGGCUCUUUGGAUCUCCGAUGCAAUUAAUGAGCAGGAACGUGAACAGGGCCGAACACGACAUCUUCCUUUUGUAAUUGCUUCUCUCAAUGAGCGUACAGACGCUUAUCUCUUACUUGGGACUUCUGUCUCUGCAUCCUCUCCUUUAGAUCAUAUAGAUGAUAAUAUUUCUUGCGGCAGGAACCGCUUUGGUAUUAUUUUUUCUCAGCUUGCUCGAGCAACUUCUGCUCGUCUUAGAAUGGAUGCUUUCGAUGCAUAUUGUAUUGAAGUUUUUAAAUCAGAUCUUGUGGGAUUUCUUGAGCUUCUUAGCACUAAGGCAAUGUUUUAA